This is a messenger RNA of Hypanus sabinus (Atlantic stingray), 3178 nucleotides long. RefSeq names its product tektin 3 (gene tekt3). The transcript has 8 exons. Gene Ontology annotation, biological process: cilium assembly; cilium movement involved in cell motility. The record is from RefSeq and is a predicted model, not a curated record. Gene Ontology annotation, cellular component: nucleus; microtubule cytoskeleton; sperm flagellum. Lineage: Eukaryota; Metazoa; Chordata; Chondrichthyes; Myliobatiformes; Dasyatidae. The coding region runs from base 180 to 1631 and encodes 483 amino acids.
GAGAUUCCGUCGCCAGGUCGCAGACACUGCUGUCAAUCAAUCAACAUAUCCGACACCGGCUGCGAGUCCGCAGCUAUUGCGGUUUGGCUCAGCUGCACUUUUAGCAGUGUGAAGACGACAUUGUCAUACCAGAGAAAAAAAAUCCUAUUAUCUGGCUUCAUUGAACUUUUAGAACCAGCAUGACCGCUACUUACACUCGUCCUAGACCAGCUACUGCUAACUUUCUGCCAGCAAUUUCAACAAUGGCAUCAAGUUACAGGGGGUACUAUCCUUUUAAUGGGUAUAAACACAGCUUAAUGAUGCCUUGGAGACCUAGCACUUACUAUAAGGUAGCAAGCAUUGCUCCUAAUAUAGGCUCUAUUUCUGUGAAUGACCCUGGACCUGUUGAAGCCAAAAGUGCACAUUUACCAUCAAAUAGAACAGCAGUAAUUACCAGAUACACUCCCCAGGACUGGCAUGAAUUCAAUCAGUUCAAUUACAAGGAGUCGGAGGCCACCAGACAUAUUGCAGAGAGACUAAGGAUUGACACUGCUCGUCUGCUCCAGAACAAGGACAAUGUUACAAAGAAAACACAGUUUGAAACUAACAAAAAUUUGGGAGAACGAGUCAAUGACAUUAUGUUUUGGAAAUCUGAAUUAGAUCAUGAGGCUGAGCAGAUAAUUGGAGAGACUAAUGCUCUUAUACAGGCCAAGAAGCGACUGGAGCGAGCCCUGAUAGAAACAGAAGGUCCUCUACAGGUGGCACAGGAGUGCCUGUAUCAAAGAGAGAAGAGGAUGGGUAUAGAUCUUGUUCAUGAUGAUGUAGAGAGGCAAUUGUUAAAGGAAGUUGAUUGUAUCAAGUCCUGUCAAGGAAGAAUGAGAAAACACUUGGACAGGGCAAUUGCCCAACUUGCAUCAAAUAGAAAUGCUCAGCAUGAGCUGGAGCAGGAUAUCAACGAUAAAAAUGUAGCUUACAGAAUUGAUGGAAAGUGUCACCAACUACGAAACACGUCUGAUGGCAUCGGUUACUACAGAGGGCUGGAUCGUGUAGAUGCUACAAUUUCAGUUCCAGAGUCUUGGGCUAAGUUCACAGAUAAUAACAUUUUGCGAUCACAGAGUGAACGGGUCUCUUCUGCGAAGGUUCGGGAUGACAUAGAAAAUCUCCUAAACUCAACAGCCAGUGAGAUGUGGAACCAGUUCAAUGCACUAAAUGUAUCAUUGACAAACCGCAUCUCUGAGACCAGUGAUGCCAAAAAUAAGUUGCAGAUACAUCUUGCUAAGACUCUUCAAGAGAUCUUCCAAACUGAAAUGACAAUUGAGGGCAUCAAACGAGCAAUCAGGGAUAAGGAAGGACCUCUGAAGGUAGCUCAAACUCGUCUUGAGGAACGUACAAGGAGGCCAAAUGUGGAGCUCUGCCGAGAUCCAGUUCAAAUUCAUCUUGUUAAUGAAGUUCGGGAGCUCGAUACGACUAUCCAGACCUUGCAGCAGAGGUUAAAGGAUGCUGAAAAUACUCUACAAAUGUUGGUACAAACAAAAUCGACCUUAGAAUAUGACCUUUCUGUCAAAGCAAACUCACUUUUUAUUGAUCAGGAAAAAUGUAUGGGAAUGCGUAAGAAUUUUCCAAGCACUCCAAGACUGGUUGGAUACACAUGAAGAUUGAAUUAGUACUUACUUUAUUUUACACUGAACGAAAUUUACUAUGCAUCACCAUGAGUACAAUGGCUUAUAAUUAUAUUUAGACUGCUACCCUGAUGUAGGAACUUACAGUAGGUCCUCACUGAGUUUAAAAGUUGUGUAACUCACAACUGCAGAUGUCACUGAGUAAUGAUCUUUCGACAAAGUAGAAACUAAAAUUUAACAUCAACACUGAAUUGUUUUCUUUAUGGGUGCUCCAUACCUCAUAGAUUAAAUCUUUUAAAGGAAUAUUGGUACAAUGCAGUCAGCUCACCUGGAUUGUUUCACACAAAUUGCUGAUCACCUUUGAUUUUUACACAAAGCAUAACAACCAGCUUAACAAAUAAUAAUCGCUUUAAUAUAGAGAUCCAUUGUAGUUUUCAGAAGCAAGUUGGAUAUAUACUUGAAAGGAAGAAUUUUGAAAUUGGUCUCUUUUUUAACAAUUGAAUGGCCUCCUUCUGAUCCUCUAUCCUUCUGGAAGCUUAUGAUAAUCAAAAAACUAUGCUGUGAAAACCAUCUUCCCCUGUUUUACACUGUGACUGAUGUCAACUGUUUGCUAAUGUUCAAAACAAGUUGACUUCCUAAAGUGACUGCAUUAUAGAUUUGAUGAAAAAACAUUAACAAUUUUAAGGUUGUUGCAGUCUUUAUUUUGCAACUUGUAUCAAAUACAAAAUAAAUCAUUCAUGAUGGUUUCUGAAAGCAAUUCUUCACUAUUGCCUGUAAUUUUCUGUGCUGACAAUAUUGAGCUGAUGUUGCUGAGAUAAACACUGGUAGUAAAGUUUCCAUUGUGCAGCACUAGGCAAUGAUUUAUAAGAUUGACACCUCAUAUAAAAAUGAAAUUUCUACAUCAAACUGCACCAGAUUUUAUUUUGACAUUUCUGAGUUGGGUUAGAAUUUAUUAAAUCCUGUGAAAUUGUAAUCAGGCAUCUACAAUGUUAAUCAAUUAAAAAAAAAAUCUACAGGUGCUGGAUAGCGGAACUAAAACAGGAAAAGCUGGAGAAGCUCAGCAGGACAGGCAAAAUCUGAUGAAGGAUUCCAGGCCUGAAAUGAUAACCAUUUUUGUUUGCACCAAUGCUGUGUUUUUCCAGAUUAUUUAGUUCCAUUACGAUGGAAAUACUGAGCUUCCAACUUUACUGGUUCAAGCUCCUGAUAUGAGUGUUUUUUUAUUCAUUUAGGGCACAGACACUUAUAAAAUUAUGUAUAAGUUCAUCGUAGAUGGGCAUUUCUCUGAUUAAAUUACAUAUUUACUCGACUUCCAUUCUUUGCUGGAUCAGCUACAGACUAUAAUUCCAAUACAAUAAACACAAGAAACAUUGCAGGUGCUUGAAGUCUUGAGCAACACGCACAAAAAUGCAGGAGGCACUCAGUAAGUAAAUAUUGAGGGGAAUAAACUUUUUGGGCCGAGUCCCUUCAUCAGGACUAUACUAUUCCAAUCAGCCUGUUCCUCUUGUAGUUUAAAUUCAGUCAUGGGCUUUAACUUUCCUGUCCUUGUGACAUUAAGUUGUAUUAAAAAUCUAUUCCACUCU